AGACAGUAGGACAGGACAGUACAGAGGCCAGCUAGCUAGCCUCUAGGCCAAGCCAGUAAAGAAAUUAAUAAUGCUCUUUGGCUACAUCUCUAGUCGCACCACUGUCCUAGGUCAAAAUCUGAUCUGACUUAUGCUGAAUGAAGAGACGUAGAUUCUAAAUCUGGAUGUCUGAGCUGCUGAUGAAUUUUGACAGAGAGGUGUUUACUUUAUCGGGACUUUAUCCAAAAGUGAUGUACACAUCAGUGUCUGUGUCAAUGGAAGACUCUUGUGUCGUACGGGGCGAGCAAACUCUGUGGUGUGUGUGAUGAAUGUCUCAAGCAGUGAGUGACUCGCCAGACCGCUCACUCACAUGGAGUCAUCGAAGGAACAGGCGGAGAACCGCCAGGGCCUGGGGUCUGAAGAGGCAGUGGUCAGUCUCUGUGAGGAGAUAGAGACGCUGGUCGCGAGCCAUGAACAGCAUCUGGCCAAGACGCGAUGGAGGAGGUUCCUGGCUCAGGUGACGCACACGUCCUCAUACUACACCGUAGUCUCCUACUUGUGCGUUGUGGUUGUCGCGGUAACUUUGUUGAUUGCUGCGUCGAUGGAGGACUCAGAAAGAUUCUCGUCCGGGUCAAAAGGCUGGCUCAUCACGGAGGCUCUCGUGCUGCUGGCCUCUGUGGUGUUCAACACGCUGCUCAUUGCCCUGAGGGUGAAGCGACAGACGGCCAAGCAUAUCGACACCAAGCGAAGAGUGAUUGAUAAAAUGCAACAGAGCAUCCGGUCGGAGGUGUGGAGUGCGGCCAGCAGUCACCCGGACCUCCACACCCCACUGUCCCCAUGUAUCUCCCUGCAGUGGUGUGUCCGCAGUGGCACGAUGCUCAACCUCCCCCAGGCUGUGCUGGUCAGCGGUGACCUCAUCGUGCUGAGGCCUGGUCACGCCGCUCCUGGGUUGUGUGACUCGUUAGAUGGCAACACAAGCUUGCAGUCAGGAGAGAUCUUCAUGCCCCAUCACACCUGUGUGCCCGGCGAAGGACCUCAGCCUCGCAUUCCAUUGUCUGCGAAAAAGUUCAUUCUCAAAGAAACUCCUAUUGUAAAAAAUUUAAGGCUCAUGUUGCAAGAACCGGUGCUGAAGCCGGCGAGUUUUCUGGAAAACGAGCGCUACAAUGUGUGCAAUGUCUGGCUAGAGAGAAGAGUUCUGCCCAUCACUUUGAUUCUCUUUCUUGUCAUGAAUGUUUUGAGACAUUUGUACAUAGAUCCAGAGGGAGGACAUUGGUCUGAAAUCAUCAUAAUCCUUCAGGUUCACGGAAUUCUCCCAGUGAUCCCUGUGUUGCUUCCCUUCCUGUGGACCGCGGUGAACACGUUUGGGCAGGCGCACAUCUUGUCAUCGUUUGACAUCUUCCGAACACUUGUGGAUGUGACCGAGUCGACGGAGAGCUUGGGCAGCUGCAGCAACAUCUCGGUGGAGGACGCUCAGAUCAGCAUCACGUGGAGGGAGACGAUGCACAGCUUCUGGAGCAUGUUCUGCGGCACCAAGCCCUUCUCAUGCCCCGACUUUGACAUGCUCCACGCCUUGGGGAGCGUCACCGCGCUGUGCUGUGUGGACAAAAAGGGGAUCUUGUCGUGGCCGAAUCCGUCUGCGGAGAAAGUUAUUUUCUUCUCAUCUGCUCCGAAACGUGCUCCGCCUGAUGAUGAUGAGGAUGAGGAUAAGACUGCAAAGGAAGACAAAAAGAUCAGGAAGAGGAAGAAGACAAAAUCUCAGUCUGGUGUCUGUUUAUGCUGUCUCGAGAGAUCGGCUUCACGGAGGAGGCUGUGAGCGUGUUCACCCACGAGGCCACACUCGGCAUGUACAGACAAGUGCCUCUGGAGGAAGCGGAGCGAGAAAAGCAGAACAGAGCCAGGUCGUUCAUUCAGCACAAGAUCCCCAUGCCCAACCAGGUGUCUGUGGUGGCUAGAGACAAGCUGACUGGCAUCUGUCAGCUGCUGACCCAGGGCACCGGUGACCUGGUGCUGGACUGUUGCACCGAUGCGUGGACCGGCUCUGACCUACAGCUGCUUUCUGAGAUGGACAGAAAACGUGUGCUGGACUUCUACCAUCGCAACUCCAUGAUCGCCUACUGCACGGCGUUUGCGUACAAGCCGCUGCCGAAAAGUAUCGACGACUGGUCAAGUGAAGUGUACACGGAGCUCGUGGAGAGCCCCAGCGCGACCAAAGUGGCGCAUGGGGAGGAUGUCGGGACUUUGUCCAGAUGAUUGACAAACUGGAGUCUGCUUGUAUCCGAUUUGUUCACUUUUCCAAGGAGAAUGAAGUCCGAAGUCGAGUGUUUGCGGAGAAGAUGGGCAUCGAGGCGGGCUGGAACUGCCACGUGUCCCUCAUGCCCUCGGAGUCUGUGGCCUCGGCCAACUCCUCGUGCCGAAACCUGUCCAGCCUGGGUCACCCGGUGCACACCUCGGCCAGCGGGACCAGCUGCGGGGACGGCCCACCUCCCGAGGGUGGGGCUGCGGUGGGCAGCGUGGGCAGCCCGCAGAGCCUGGCGCGUGUCAAGGACAGUCUGGGCAUGUCCAGCCCGCAUGCGAUGCCCCGCACCCACAGCGCCCCCAGCUUUAUGAAUGUGGAUGAAGUGCAGGUGAAGUUUGCCAAAGAGACUCUGCCCAUCACAAUUGACGGUGACCACUCUACGGAGGAGGACAGCAUACUGUUGACAGACAUCGGCCUCUCUCAGCAGCCGUCCUGCUCCGAGGUGGACAGUGAGACGGCCGCCCUCCUGAACCAGAGCCCGAACAAUAAUCCCAACCUGCCUGGUCCAAAGACUGGAGCUGAUGGUCUGAAAGACCGUUGUCCAGACGCCAGCAAGACGGCUGCUGCUGUUGAUCAUGAUGGUCAUGAUGAGGACGACGCGGCCGCUGAGAAAAGGUGUUUACUGAGACGAGCGAGAGACAGCGAGGUUUACUUCAACGAGGAUGAGGAUGACUGCGAUGAUGAUGACGAGGACGAGGAGGAAGAUUUGGACGUGCAGUCGGACAGUCGGUAUACGUCUAGCUAUGUCACGGAGAACACAGAGGACAGCUUGACCGGAGCGCUGGACAACAGGAACUUAUCUGCAGAGGUCAAUGUACUCUCCGGCAGCCUCCACUGGCGAGCUGAGUUUGAAGGAGAGCAUGGCCAUUGAGCCGCUGUACCCCCAGCUGUGUGCCCAGCGACCGGCGCUGUGCCUGCAGUGGAACGAUGAAGAACCGACACCGACCCAACUGGCCUCGUGCCUUCUCUCCUUGCCCUGCUCCCUGGCCUACCAACGCAACGACAACAUCAAACUGGUGCAGCUCAUCAUGGAGUCGAGACACUACAUCUUCGCCAUGCGUAACUGCUUCUACCUGAUGCUGUGCUGUCUGCUGGCUGUGGUGCUUUCGCAGCUGGUGUGCUGCGUGCUGCUGUUGCCUCCCGUCAUGGCCGCGCAGCACGUCAUGUGGCUGGUCAUGGUGGUCGUGCCGGCCAUCAGCCUCUCGCUCAUGGGGAACCCCAACGAGGCUCGAACCAUGAGCAUGGCCACCCACAAAAACACGGCGCACGUCAAUAGACAGAUGAUCAUCGAGUUCUUCGUCCAGUUCUGCACCCGGUUCCUGCCAUCCAUCGUGGUGGCUGUCGUCUGCUUCGCUGUGAUCCUUCACUCGUUCUGUGUGGGCACCACGCCGGCCCGGUGUUCUCUCUACGACGUCGGCCGUGAGGUCAACGGUACGAAAGUAGCCAGCGCCUGGACUGACAAGUUCCAAGGAGGGCUGGUUCUGGCUCAGAACAUCUUCCAUCUCUACUUUGUGAUAUUUUUAGUGGCAAUUUCCAUGAGCCUGGUCCACUGGCAGGACCAUCUGUGGCAGCGCUGUCCCCUCAGGAACUUUGUGUGGUCCUUCACAGCGGGAACUUUGUUGAUACUGCAGUUUGUAUUCUCUGUGGUAGACAGUUUUGCCCGGAGGCAGUGGUUCGGAUCCUCCAUGGAUCUGUCGGACGUCCACCCAGUGGUGUGGGUGUUGGGAUGUGUGUGGCCGCUGGUCACCAUAUCCCUGAAUGAGGUCGCCAAGAGGAGGGAGAUCAAACUGGCUGUGCGGCGGCAGAGGAGAGCAAGACUGGACUUUGAUACUAAGUUAGGCAUGAAUUCUCCGUUCUGAUUGCUUCCAACUUGGUGCAAUCAAUUAAAAGUUGGACCUCGCCAAACGGGAAAAAAGAACAGAAAAUGGCAAGUAAAUUGAAAGUGCUGAGUCCUGCCACGAUGGGUUGGCUGUUACGCCAGAGAGACGGAGGACAAGAAAUAUUUGAGGAAAGGAAGGAAACAAGAUGGCCAGCAUCGACAGCCUUCAUUCAAAUACAGUUGAAAUUGUCUAAGAAGAGGGCUACCUAUUUUCUUGGAGAAAAGUGGACGUUUUAGACAGGUGGACGUCUCACACCGUGUCAUUUUACUGUAAGAAAUCAGAUGCAAGAGGGGAAAUGGGAAGUGGCUGUUGAUGCAGAUUAUUGUCUUAGAAAGGUGACCGUUGGAGGAUUUGACCGUUGGAGGAGGUUUGACCGUUGGAGGAUUUGACCGUUGGAGGAUUUGACUGUUGGAGGAGGUUUGACCGUUGGAGGAGGUUUGACCGUUGGAGGAUUUGACCGUUGGAGGAUUUGACCGUUGGAGGAGGUUUGACCGUUGGAGGAUUUGACCGUUGGAGGAGGUUUGACUGUAUUUCACAAUUGUUAUAUGGCACAUACUUUUCUCAUUACCCUACCCCUCUAAAAGCAUGGUGUGUUGGCCUUACUUGAUCUGUGAAUUAUACACCAGUUAUUGCCAUACUUGGCCUGAACUUAGGUAUCAACGACACUGUCAGUUAUUUAUAACUUUUUUUAUACAUCUUUUAUGAAUUAAAAAAAACGUGUACUCUUGCCUUCUGUUUCCUCACUGUCAAAAACUUGUGUGCACAGCUGUAUUGUCAGCAUGGAUUCUGCUGACUGUAGAGAAGAUGACAUCACUGAGAAGAAAUGUAUGUCAAGGCCAAUGCUUGUCAGCCUUUUGAAAGCCAACGCCCACUUUUGCCACAUUUAAGAAUUUCCGUACUUCCCUCCUAUUUGUAGUUCCAAGUGGGGCAGCAGGUGGUAUCUGUCACUACCCGGGCGACGGUCACCGCCCACCUAAAUUACCAAAUGGCUCUCCCGUGAGGGAUGUCGUCCACGUCGGUAAACAUCUGGUCUAUACUGAUAACAAUGAGAAACUUGCCAAGAACACAAGUUGAUGAUGAAUGAAGUUUAGUUCCAAGAUAGUGUGAAUAGACCCCAGUAAGACAGCUAGUCUUGAGGUCUAUUGUAUGAGAUUCUGAAACAUGUUUGUUGUGAUAUCUCUGUACGGUUUGUGGGCCGAAGAGCAAGACACAACUGCUGGACACUUACAGGCACAAGUAGACUCUUUCAUGGGCUGGUGCCUCUAUAAAUAAAUCUUUGAUGGUCUGGUCUAGACUGUUUCACAUUUUGCCUACGUUGUCAUGUAGGUGUCAGAAUCAUCAUUGAGUUGUGGCUUUAACAAAGUUCUUUCUACUUGUGCUCUUGAGUAUCCAGAUACAGUGGAAGUUGUCCAAGACACUCACCUACUAUGGGAGAGAAAAGUGGUUGUCUUAGACAAGUGGACAUCUUGGACAGUGUUAUAAUGUGUUUAAAAAAAGCGCAAGGAUAGAAGUGAAAUGGUCGUUUCUACGAGAUGAUUGUCUUGGGCAGAUGGUCGUUACAGUAGGUUCAGCUGUAGUCAUUUCAUUGCACUUGCUACUAGGUUGUUGGGUUUUUCCCCAACUGUUCAAGUCCUGUUCUUGUUGAUUUCACUUUGGUCUUCUCGCGGCAAAAGACUGUUGGUCGCGAGCAUCUUCCUCUAACGUUAUAUAACGACUUACUCAAACUGUCGCGCAUCUGUCUUUGACUCCUCAUAGUUUACGGUGGAGAGUUUUAGCCGAGGUGUGUUACAGGGAUUACGUUCUUCCUUUGUUUUACCUUUUUUGGGAGUUUUUUUCAUUAAAAGAUGAAAAGAACAA
Messenger RNA from Aplysia californica (California sea hare), 6012 nucleotides. RefSeq names its product transmembrane protein 94. Lineage: Eukaryota; Metazoa; Mollusca; Gastropoda; Aplysiida; Aplysiidae. The record is from RefSeq and is a predicted model, not a curated record.